CUUCCAUUUGACCGAGUCUCUGGGUAAACCUCAAGAAAAUGGCAGCCCAGGAGUCCUCUGAUGAGAGGAUUUCCCAGUUUGAUGAUGCCACGAUCACGGAGAUGUCUGUUCUACUAGGCCCAAGCGUGUUUCACUAUGUGAAGGAGAUUGAGGAGGAACAACAUAAAGAGCGUAUGAAAAUGAAGAAAGGCUUUAACUCACAAAUGCGGAGUGAAGCAAAAAGAUUAAAGACCUUUGUCACCUAUGAAUCGUAUAGUUCCUGGACACCAAGGGAGAUGGCAGCAGCUGGGUUUUACUUCACUGGCAUAAAAUCUGGAGUUCAGUGUUUCUGCUGUAGCUUAGUCCUCUUUAACACUAGCCUCCAGAAAUGCCCCUUGGAGGAACACAAGAAGUUUCGUCCCAGUUGUGAGUUCCUUUUGGGCAAAGAUGUUGGUAACAUUGCCAAGUAUGAUAUCAGAGUAAGGGAUCCAGAGGACAUGCUGAGAGGAGACAAAGUAAGGUACCAGGAAGAGAGGGCCAGGCUGGAAUCCUUUAAGAACUGGCCAUUUUAUGCCCAGGCGAUACCCCCAAGAGCGCUCUCAACUGCUGGCUUUGUCUUCACAGGUAAACGGGACACUGUGCAGUGCUUCUUUUGUGGUGGAUGCUUAGGAAACUGGGAAGAAGGAGAUGACCCUUGGAAGGAACAUGCCAAGUGGUUCCCCAAGUGUGAGUUUCUUCAAAGUAAGAAAUCUUCAGAAGAAAUUUCCCAGUAUAUUGAGAGCUACAAAGGAUUUGUUGGCAUCACGGGAGACCAUUUUGUGAAUUCCUGGGUCAAGAGAGAUUUACCUAUGGCACCAGGUUAUUGCAAUGACAGCAUCUUUGCUAAUGAAGAACUACGACUGGACUCUUUUAAGAACUGGCCCCAGGCAUCCCCUAUGGGAGUGGCAGCUCUGGCCAAAGCAGGUCUUUUCUAUACAGGAGUAAAGGACAAACUUCAGUGCUUUUCCUGCGGAGGAUAUAUGAAGUGGAAAGAAGGUGAUGGCCCAUUAGAAGACCAUACCAAAUAUUUUCCAAAUUGUCUGUUUCUCCAAAAUAUGAAGUCCUCUACAGAAGUGAUUCCACACCUUCAGAGUGAUGGUGAACUUUCUGAAUUAAUGGAUAAUACCAGUGAAAGCGGUCUUGAAGAUCCAGCAGCAGAUAGUAUUACAGCACCAGAGAUGGUCCGGGCUGAAAGUCAGUGGCUUCAGGAGGCAAAGCGUCUGAGUGAGCACCUGAGACAAGCAUAUACCAGGGCCAGUUUCUACUCCACGUCUUUGCUUGAUGGCUUCUCCUGUCUCUCCACCAAUGAGUUGCUGGGUUGUGAUCUGUCCCUUGCUUCAAGACACAUCACCAGUCAUGUGCAAGAACCUGUGGUGCUGCCUGAGGUCUUUGCCAACAUGAACACUGUCAUGUGUGUGGAGGGUGAAGCAAGCAGUGGAAAGACGGUCCUUUUGAAGAAAAUAGCUCUUCUCUGGGCAGCAGGAUGCUGUCCCUUGUUAAAUAGGUUCCAGCUGGUCUUCUAUCUCUCCCUUAGCUCUACUCAACGGGAGCAGGGGCUGAUGGACAUCAUUUGUGACCAGCUCCUAGGGAAGGAAGGAGCUGUUGCUGAAAUAUGCCUGAGGAACAUCAUUCAGCAGUUAAAGAGUCAGGUGUUAUUCCUUCUGGAUGACUACAAAGAAAUGUGCUCAAUUCCACAAGUCAUAGAAAAACUGAUUAAAAAAAACCACUCAUCAAAAACCUGCUUAUUAGUUGCUGUCCAUACAAGCAGGGGCAGGGACAUCUGCCGAUACCUAGAUACUAUCCUAGAGAUUAAAGUAUUUCCCUUUUAUAAUACAGUCUCUAUAUUACGGACACUCUUUCCACAUAGUAUAACCUACCUGCGAAAAUUUAUGAUUUAUUUUAAGGUGAAUUUAAGUUUGAUGGGCAUUCACAGAACACCUCUCUUUGUGGCAGUACUCAGUACUGUGUUUGAGGAUUCUUUUGACCAGUCCUUUGAUGUGCUGGUGUUCAAGUCCUACAUGGAAUGCCUUUCCUUCAAACACAAAAGUACAGCUGACUUCAAAAAAACUGUGUCUGCCUGUGGUGAGCUGGCCUUGAAAGGGUUUAUGGCAUCUUGUUUUGCAUUUAAUGAGGAUGAUCUUAAUGAAGCAGGGAUUGAUGAAGAUAGAGCCAUGUACCUGAUGAGUAAAUUCACAGCCCAAAGGCUGAGACCUGUCUAUCAGUUUUUAAAUCAUGCAUUCCAAGAAUUUCUUGCUGCAAUGCGGUUGGUUGAACUCCUUGAUUCAGAUAGGCAAGAAGAUCAAGAUUUGGGACUUUAUUACUUGAAACAAAUUAAGUCAUCCAUAAUGAUUAAAAGUCAUGAUAAUAAUUUUUUGAACUAUGUCUCCUGCUUCUCUUCAACAAAGGCAGCACCAAAAAUUGUAUCUCAUUUGCUUCAUAUGUUGGAUAAUACAGAGUCACUGGAGAAUAUAUCUGAAAAUAAUGAUGAUCUGAGGCAUCAGCAGGAAAUUUCAGCAAUGACGAAUAUUAUUAGGCUAUGGUAUCAAUUCUUCCCACAAAUUUACUUUUCAUUUGCUUCAAAACAAAUACUGGCUAUUGCCAUAAAAAUUGCUUAUCAAAGCAACACUGUUGCUGCAUGUUCUCCAUUUAUUUUUCAAUUUCUUCAAGGGAAAACCCUCACUUUAGAUGAACUUAAAUUACAGUAUUUUUAUGACCACCCAGAAAGCUUGUUAUUAUUGAAGAGUAUCCAGGUCUCCAUAAGAGGAAAUACAAGGUUAGACAUACCGGAUUUUUCAAUCCUGGAAAGCUGUAUGGACAAAUCACAGGCACCAACUAUAGAUGAAGACUAUGCUUCUGUCUUUGUAUCUAGGAGUGAGUGGACACAGAAUUCAGCUCAAGAAAAGGAAGAUGUGGAGAGAUUUCUGAACAUGUAUUCAGGUGCACCACUAGAUACCUGCACUGGCUAUUGGAAACAUUUUCCAAAGCAGCACAAGAUUCCCCUUCUAGAAGUUCAUGUGACUGACACCAAUGCUGUGGAUCAGGAGAUGGUGGAGCUUUUAAUGGAAGUUUUCUCAGUUUCACAGCACAUUGAGCUCUAUUUAAGCCGCAGCAGGGGCUUCAUUGAAAGCAUUCGCCCAGCUCUUGAGCAGUGUAAGGACUCUUUCACCAAGUGCUCCUUAGUCAAAUAUGAGCUGACUACAGUCGAUCAGGAAUUGCUUCUCACCCUGCACUCUUUGGAAUCUCUGGAAGUUUCAGAGACAACCCAGAUACAAGAUCAACUCCUUCCUAAUUUGGACAAGUUUCCAUGCCUAAAAGAACUGUCUCUGAACCUGGAUAAAAAAGACAAUGUUUUUACAGUUGUUCCAGAAGAAUUCCUGAAUUUCCAACAUAUGGAAAAAUUAGUGAUCCAAAUUUCAGCUGAGUAUGGGCCUUCGAAGCUGGUCAAAUUAAUUCAGAACUCCCCAAACCUUCAUGUGUUACACCUGAAAUGUCAUGUCUUUUCGGAUUUUGAGUCUCUCAUGACUGCACUUGCCUCCUGCAAGAAACUCCAAGAAAUUAAGUUUUCUGGACCAUUUUUUAAGCCCCUCCCUUUUGUCAUUCCUUUGCCAAGCCUCACUUCUCUCAAGAUAUUAAACCUUAAAAGCCAACUAAUAAAUGAUAAGGAAUCAUCGGAAAAAUUUGCCUAUGCUUUAGGUUCUCUUUGUAACCUGGAAGAACUGCUCCUUCCUAAUGGAGAUGGGAUUCAUCAAGUUGCCAAACUGAUUAUCCAGCAGUGUCAGCAUCUUCGAUGUCUCCGGGUUCUCUCAUUUUCCCUGAAUUUGGAUGAUGACAGCAUAUUAGAAAUUGCCAAGGUAGCAAUCAAUGGAUGCUUCCAGAAUCUUGAGAUCUUAGAUCUUCCAAUGAAUCACAAAAUCACAGAAGAAGGAUAUAGAAAUUUCUUUCAAACACUGGACAACCUGCCCAAAUUGCAGGAGUUGAUUAUUUCUAGGCAUUUCACGGAAUGUUUCAAAACACAAGCUUCAACGGUCAAGUCUUUGAGUCAGUGUGUAUCACGACUGCCAAGCCUCACCAGACUUAGUAUGUUAAGUUGGCUCCUGGAUUCAGAAGACAUCACAGUACUUACUGCCAUGAAAGACAGACAUCCUAAAUCUAAACGCUUAAUUAUAGAAUGGAAAUGGAUACUGCCAUUCGAUCCAAUCAUUCAGAAGUAGAAUAUUUCAGUAGCAAAAAACUGCUCAAUCAAGAAAAUUUUUGUCAACAAUUCUAAAAAUCCAAUUAUCCAACACAGUAGUAAUACUGCAUAUAAAGAACUUUUCUAAAAUGUUUAGUUAAAAAACCUCUGAACCUCCCAACUGCUUAUCAAUUGAUGAGGUUUAAAAAAUAGAUUAUUACAACACAUCUGAAAUCUCUGAAUGUCCUUCCCCAUCUAAAGUUCAGCUCCUCAAUUGGCUUUAUACAAAUAAGUGUCUAUUUCUAGAGUAAAGCUUCAAGGUGAGGUUAACUGUGCUACAGGGAAAAGUUAGGGAGCGGUGCACUGACCAAUGUUACGAUCAACAUAUGGAAGAAAUAUUCAAGGUAUAUAUAAAAUGGCUACUUUAAGGAUUGCAUCUAUCUCACAUAGGUAAAAUGAGUUUACAAGAACAGAGUCCCAAUGGAUCUGUUGUAGGCCAAGAGAGUUUUUAAUCUUUAUAGAACCUGUAUAUUAUUUAAUAUCUACUGCCAAUGUUAAGAAGAAAGUAGAAGAAAACGCUCUUGUUUCAGAGAUUUUGUUUCAAUGCAUUACAUGAGCAAAACUUGCAGAACAGAAUUCAGCUAAAUUUUUAUUCUCUAGAAUACUGGGUAUUUUAGAUAACCACAUGUCUGAGAGUUCAACAUACACAUUUAAUGGCAUUAAAAUUUUCUUAUGAAUACAAUUUGCUCAGGGAAAAAGAUUUUGAUAUUCAGUGAUUUCAUAUUGCUCAAAGUAUCACUUCUGCAGUCAAAGUCUAUAUCAGUGUCCAUUUCUAUCAUUAAGUGUAGAUUUUUCAAAGGCUGGAAGGCCAGCCAUUUCCAAUUCACGAUGUUAGUAUAAAUUAGAAAACAUUCUUUUACACUACCUUUUAUUUUUACCAAGGUCAAAAUUUGUCUUCCAACUUCCCUUAAGUCUAAGUCACAGAUAGGAUCAACAUGUAUAGUAGUAUCCCAUUUGUUUAAAAUAUAUGCUCUGUGUAAAAACAUAUACUUGCACUUAGAUACAUAUAUACAACUGAAAUAGGCUUCACAAAAUAACUUUACAAAAUAAAGCUCUAACAGAUAUGACUUCACUGAAACCCAAGUAUGUAUAAUAAAAAUUCAGAAAUACAAGAUUCCUUACAGAUGUGUUUAAUCUGCUGUCUCCACAUGUUCUCUUUGAUAUUCUCCCACCAGGCUUUUUAUUCUUACAUUCCACCAAAACAAGUCUUUUAAGGGUGACCCAACAAUCUUCACAUUGCUAAACUCACUAAUACUUCCCAGUGUCAUCCUGCCUGACUGUUGGCAGCAAUCUGACCUAAGGGUAGCUUUGAUUUGGUCUAUCAUUCCUCAAAAUAUUCUUAGUUUGGCUUCCAUGGUAUCCCUCCCAGGUUUCCUUUAAACUCUGAGAGUUGCCUCAGUCUCUUCUACAGCUCCUCAUAUCUAAUCUCUGAAUGUUGGGAGUACCCUGGCAUUCUGACAUUUUAUCUUAUCUUGGUGAAUGAAUUUAAUUGAAUCCCAUGUCCACACAAUUCUUAAUUUAUACCUCUAGCCUAGACCUCUCCUCUUAACUCAUAUCUAAUUCCAGUGGGUAUCUCAACUUUCACAUGUCCAAAUCUUAACCUCUUUCCAUAAAUAUUCUUUAUGCAGAUUUUUUGAUCUCUUUAAAUUCCCGCUUUAUUCUUCAAACUUGCUUAGGCUAAAAACCUUGGGAAUCAUCCUUUCCCCAAGUAACCUAUUUGGAAGUCCUGAAUUCUACUUGCAAAAUACACUCAGAUCCAAACACCACUACCCACUUGUCCUAACUAGUUAGCCAGCUUCCUCUCUUGAAACUUGUGAUCUAUUUUCAACCAUGAGCUAUCAGUUUACAAUCUUUUUGUAAACUGGAUUGUGCUACACCUUUGCUUCAAAAGCUGCUAUUGGACCCUCAGCUCAGGCAAAUGCUGGAGACUUUACCAUGGCUUACCUAUGUUCUGACUUCCCUUACCUCACCUCCGUAAUCUCUUCCACUUCAGCUGGUUUAUUUGCUGUUGCUGAAUAUACUAAAAAUGGACUUGUCAUUUCCUUUGCCUCUGUCAUUUCCUAAACCUCUUCCCCCAAUUCUUUUUUCUCUGUUGGCAGCACCACCACCUGCCAGCUUACACAUUUCACUUGUUUACUGUCUGGUUCUCACCACUGUGAGCAGGAAUUUAAUCAAUUCUGUUAAUUCCUUCUUCCCAAGCACCUAGAAGAGUGCUUAACAUAGACACCAAAAGUGAGUAAUUAUUUGCUGGGUGAAUCUACCAUCUCUUUCCAACUAUUUUAGGUAUUAACAGAGGUAA
Messenger RNA from Condylura cristata (star-nosed mole), 6548 nucleotides. RefSeq names its product NLR family, apoptosis inhibitory protein (gene NAIP). Gene Ontology annotation, biological process: inflammatory response; detection of bacterium; defense response to bacterium. The transcript has 15 exons. Lineage: Eukaryota; Metazoa; Chordata; Mammalia; Eulipotyphla; Talpidae. Gene Ontology annotation, cellular component: IPAF inflammasome complex. The coding region runs from base 39 to 4229 and encodes 1396 amino acids. The record is from RefSeq and is a predicted model, not a curated record. Gene Ontology annotation, molecular function: ATP binding; cysteine-type endopeptidase inhibitor activity involved in apoptotic process.